UUUAGUUGCUUUUUUACCUUCAACUGAGUCGGUUGUGUUUAAGUUAAGCGAUAAAACCGCUUGUAUAAUGUCGGCCAAACCCAUCCUUUACUACGCGCCACGCAGUCCACCAUGUCGUGCUGUUCUGCUGACGGCCGCCGCUCUGGGUCUGGAGUUGGACUUGCGUACUGUGAACGUAAAAGCCGGUGAGCACAAGUCUGCCGAGUUUCUUAAGUUGAAUGCGCAGCAUACGAUUCCCGUGCUCGAUGAUAAUGGCACUAUCGUCAGCGAUUCCCACAUUAUCUGCAGCUAUUUGGCUGAUAAAUACGCCCCGGAGGGUAAUGACUCUCUGUAUCCUAAGGAUCCGGAGAAGCGUCGCCUUGUGGAUGCCCGUUUGUACUACGAUUGUGGUCAUUUGUUCCCAAGAAUUCGUUUUAUCGUAGAGCCAGUGAUUUACUUCGGAGUUAGAGAAGUUCCAGCUGAUCGAGUAGCUUAUGUCCAGAAGGCCUACGAUGGCUUGGAGCAUUGCCUGGCCGGAGGAGAUUACUUGGCGGGUGACCAACUCACCAUUGCUGAUCUCAGCUGCAUUGCUUCGGUAUCCACGGCAGAGGCUUUUGCUCCCAUUGAGGCUGAUCAGUAUCCUCGCCUGGUGGAGUGGGUCAAGCGGCUGCAGGCUCUUCCUUACUAUCAGAAGAACAACCAGGAGGGUCUGGAGAUGUUGGUGGGCCUGGUCAAGGGACUUUUGGAGGAACGUCAGAAGAAGUAAAUUUGUACUCAGCUUGAGAUUUUUUUAAAAUUUUUAAACUGUGCCUUGCAAAACGGAAAUUGGUUUUUAAUUCCUGGAAAUUUAUGAUUUUUACUUAAAUGUGAAUUAUGAAGAUUAGAUCUUUAAUAUUUCAUUCUCGAUGUAUUUUUAUAGAAAUUCUAAAAGCAUUUAUUAGGUUCGUAGAGCAAAAAUAUAAUUAUUUUGAUGUCCUUUUUAAAUCAUAGAUUAAAGGAAACAAUUUUUUUGCCAGUAAA
This is a messenger RNA of Drosophila eugracilis, 999 nucleotides long. RefSeq names its product glutathione S-transferase 1 (gene GstE11). Gene Ontology annotation, biological process: glutathione metabolic process. Gene Ontology annotation, molecular function: glutathione transferase activity. The record is from RefSeq and is a predicted model, not a curated record. Lineage: Eukaryota; Metazoa; Arthropoda; Insecta; Diptera; Drosophilidae. The transcript has 3 exons. Bases 68 to 745 code for a protein of 225 amino acids.